GCUUUCUUCCAGUUGCAUCAUCAUUCCCCUGGAAGUCGGUGCUGCGUUGGUGUUCCGGCUGCAAACAUACGCUAUGGUGGAGCAAGUCCCUGAAUCCAUUAACUUUACUGCCGAGGAGGAGAAGAUCCUUCAGUUCUGGAAGGACCAUGACUGCUUCCAAGAGUGUCUGAAACAGUCCAAAAAUAGGCCCAAGUACACCUUCUACGAUGGGCCACCCUUUGCCACCGGCCUACCUCACUACGGGCACAUUCUGGCCGGCACCAUCAAGGACAUCGUUACCCGAUUUGCCCACCAGAGCGGCUUUCAUGUGGACCGUCGCUUCGGCUGGGAUUGUCAUGGCCUCCCCGUGGAGUAUGAAAUCGAUAAAAGCCUCGGCAUCAAGGGACCCGAGGACGUGGCCAAAAUGGGAAUCGCCGAGUACAAUAAGCAGUGUCGAAACAUUGUGAUGAGGUACUCCAAGGAGUGGGAGGUGUCUGUGACCAGAAUGGGGCGAUGGAUUGAUUUUAAGAACGACUACAAGACUCUUUACCCUUGGUUCAUGGAAACUGUUUGGUGGGUUUUCCGGCAGCUGUACGACACGGGCCUGGUCUACCGCGGGGUGAAAGUCAUGCCUUUCUCUACUGCCUGCAGCACCCCGCUAUCCAACUUCGAGUCGCACCAGAACUACAAGGAAGUCCAGGACCCCUCUGUGAUUGUAAACUUCCCAUUGGAGGGUGAUGAGAGUGUGUGUCUGGUUGCCUGGACGACCACCCCCUGGACCCUCCCUAGCAACCUGGCCCUGUGUGUUAACGCCGAGUUCCAGUAUGUCAAGGUCAAAGAUAACGCCAGCGGGAAGGUCUACAUCCUGAUGGAGGCUCGCCUACCAGCCCUUUACAAAUCCGAGGCUGAUUACACCGUUCUGGACAAAUUCCCUGGGAAGGUCCUGAAAGGGAAGAGGUACAAGCCACUGUUUGACUACUUCAUCAGUUGCAAGGAGCAAGGCGCCUUCUCCGUCGUCACGGACAACUAUGUCCGAGAGGAGGAGGGCACAGGCGUGGUCCACCAAGCACCGUACUUCGGAGCGGAUGAUUACAGGGUCUGCACAGAGUAUGGAAUCAUCCGGAGAGAUGACCCCCCCAUCUGUCCUGUGGAUCCCUCGGGCAGUUUUACCUCAGAAGUGCCGCAUUUUGCCGGACAGUAUGUGAAGGAUGCGGACAAGAACAUUAUCAAGUACCUGAAGGAGAAUGGCCGCCUGGUCACCUCUGGCUCCUAUAAGCACAGCUACCCCUUCUGCUGGAGGUCUGAUACUCCGCUAAUCUACAAGGCUGUGCCAAGCUGGUUUGUGCGAGUGGAACAAAUGGUGGACAAACUGCUGGACAACAACGGCAAAUGCUACUGGGUGCCGGAAUUUGUGAGGGAGAAGCGCUUUGGUAACUGGCUGAGGGACGCCCGCGAUUGGGCCAUCUCCCGCAACCGGUACUGGGGGACACCCAUGCCGCUGUGGGUCAGUGAUGACUAUGAGGAGGUGGUUUGCGUGGGGUCAAUAGAAGAGCUGGUUGAGCUCACUGGAGCGGAAGUAACCGAUCUUCACCGGGAGAGCAUCGACCACCUGACCAUCCCGUCUCGCUGUGGGAAGGGUCACCUGCGCCGGGUGCCGGAAGUGUUCGACUGCUGGUUCGAGAGUGGGAGCAUGCCCUACGCCCAGGUGCACUACCCCUUCGAAAACCGCAGGGAGUUUGAAGACGCCUUUCCCGCUGACUUCAUCGCAGAGGGCAUCGACCAGACCAGGGGGUGGUUUUACACGCUGUUGGUGCUCUCAACAGCACUUUUUGGCAAGCCCCCGUUCAAAAACGUGAUUGUGAAUGGGUUGGUCUUGGCCAGUGAUGGACAGAAGAUGAGCAAACGGAAGAAGAAUUACCCCGACCCUGGGGUGAUAGUCAACACCUAUGGAGCUGAUGCCCUUAGGCUCUACCUCAUCAACUCUCCGGUAGUGCGGGCUGAGAACCUGCGCUUCAAGGAGGAAGGAGUGCGAGACGUGCUGAAGGAUGUCUUCUUGCCAUGGUACAACGCCUACCGCUUCCUGGUGCAAAACGUCCAGCGGCUACAGAAGGAGGACGGCAUUCUGUUCCUGUACAAUGAACACACAGCCCAGCCAAGUGAAAACAUAAUGGACAAAUGGAUCCAAUCCUUCACAGAGUCGCUUGUUCAGUUCUUUAAGGCUGAAAUGGAUGCUUACAGACUGUACACCGUUGUGCCAAGACUUGUCAAGUUUGUUGACAUGCUCACCAACUGGUACGUGAGGAUGAACCGGAAGAGGCUGAAGGGCGAGAGCGGGACGGAUGACUGCACGCGGGCCCUGGAGACCCUGUUUUCCGUGCUCUUCUCCAUGUGCAGGUUGAUGGCUCCCUUUACACCUUUCAUUACCGAGAUGUUCUAUCAGAACCUGAAGCACCUGAUCGAUCCAGCAUCUGUGGAGGAGAAGGAUGCUUGCAGCAUCCACUAUCUCAUGCUUCCGCAAGUUCGGGAGACGUUGAUAGACAAGCACAUGGAGAGCGUGGUGUCCCAAAUGCAGUCGGUCAUCGAGCUGGGCCGCGUCAUCCGCGAUAGGAAGACUCUCCCAAUAAAGUAUCCCCUGAAGGAGGUGGUGGUGAUCCAUCAGGACCCAGAGGCUCUGAAAGACAUCCAGGCCCUGCAGCAGUAUGUUCUGGAGGAGCUUAACGUCCGGCAGCUCACCAUAUCGACUGACAAAGACAAAUAUGGUAUCAGGUUGAGGGCGGAGCCUGAUCACAUGGUGCUGGGCAAACGCCUGAAGGGGGGCUUUAAGUCUGUCAUGGCGGCCAUCAAGGAGCUGAAGAGCGCCGAGCUGGAGCGCUUCCAGAAAACAGGUACUAUCGUGGUGGACGGGCACGAGCUUCACGAGGAAGACCUCAGAUUGAUGUACACGUUCGACCAGACCUCUGGAACGCAGUACGAAGCGCACUCUGACGCACAGGUCCUCGUUUUACUUGAUGUCACCCCCGAUCAGUCUAUGGUGGAUGAAGGAGUGGCCCGCGAAGUCAUUAAUCGCAUCCAGAAGUUGCGUAAAAAGGGUCACCUGGUUCCUUCUGAUGAAAUAACGGUGCACUAUAGCUGCGAGCCUGCUGGUGAGUAUCUGGACAAGGUCAUCCAGAUGCACGCGGACUUCAUUCUGUCCACCAUCAAGGCUCCUCUCAAAUCAUCCCCUGUGACCAGCACGGCAAAUGUGAUCGUGGAAGAGAAGACUCAGCUGAAGGGCUCGGACUUGAGCCUGACCAUUGUGAAGGGAGCGUCCGCCCCCAGUUCCCCUUCAGGUCCUGCCUGUGCCUUCGUCAACCUGAAGCUGAAGCUGGAUGGCAAAGAACAGGAGGGUGUGGUCCUACUGGAGAACCCCAAAGGUGACAACGUGCUGGACAUGACGCGCCUGAAGAAGGUUUGCUGUAGCAUCUUUAACGUCUCAGGCACCCACCUUUCCAUCUUCAACGGGAAGACAGAACUAGCCAGUAAAGCUAACCUCCUCAGCCUUCGUGGACAGACACUUUGGGUGACAUCAGGGGCCACCCCCCCUGCUUCUUCAAGCACUGACCCCAUCAUCUGCCCCUACGUCAAUUUGCAAUUGCUCAACUGCCGACCUGCUGAAUGCCAGUCCGGGUUGGUGGGAACUCUGCUGCUGGCGAACCCGGCGGACCAGAACGGACUGACGUACGCCGGGCUGCUUCGUGAGACCGCCAAGGUGUUUGGGCUUCGGAGUCGGAGACUCCGGCUGUACCUGGACGAGUGCGCUACCGAAGAAAUCUGCGACGACAUCUCACUGAAGACAUUAAACAUGAAGACGUUGUACGUUCGAGUUCUACCCACAACGGCAGAAGCUUAAAACUAUUUUUAAAAGAAUAAAUGUCUUUCUUAUAUACUGCUGAAAAAAAAUAUAAAAAAAAACAUGCUGGGUUUAAGGGAGGACCUCAUCCUGGAUCAUUUAUUAGUUGUGUCUCAUUAAUUUUGCUCCUGGCCUUAAACCUCAAUAAAAGAAACUGCUUCUCCCUGUCUGAGACAGACAUGCACAGAAUUUCAGAACAUGUUGUAAAGGGCUCAUUUUGACUGUGCCCAGACGAUUGCUUUGGAGUACUUUGCUGUAAAUGUCACACAGCUAAAAAGGAAGUAUGUUCCAAAGGUUUUAUAGUUCUGGGCAAGCAGGGUUAGCACUUUUCUUUUGAGGUACUUUACGUCUCUCCAACCUGCAUAGAACCUAAGGGGAGUAAGGGCAUAUUAAACCCUCGGUUAUACCCCUGAUCUGGCAAUGGUUACACUUGCACAAGCAGAUGGGUCACCUUUCUCUCUGCCUCAUAAAUAUGAAACCCUAUAUGGAUCUUCCAGAUUUAUAAUUGAAUUGUAUGUGUCUUGGAUAAGCCAGGGCGUGUUCAGCUAUAACCCCUAAUGAUUCAUUUACAGCAGCACUUCACAAUAAAAUAAUGCUCGAAACCAUA
Brienomyrus brachyistius is the source of this 4475-nucleotide messenger RNA. It is a transcript of the gene iars1, whose product is annotated as isoleucyl-tRNA synthetase 1. NCBI's taxonomy places the organism in Eukaryota, Metazoa, Chordata, Actinopteri, Osteoglossiformes, Mormyridae. The record is from RefSeq and is a predicted model, not a curated record. Gene Ontology annotation, biological process: isoleucyl-tRNA aminoacylation. The transcript has 34 exons. The coding region runs from base 74 to 3868 and encodes 1264 amino acids. Gene Ontology annotation, molecular function: tRNA binding; aminoacyl-tRNA deacylase activity; ATP binding.